Cryptotermes secundus is the source of this 2086-nucleotide messenger RNA. RefSeq lists its product as uncharacterized. The record is from RefSeq and is a predicted model, not a curated record. Lineage: Eukaryota; Metazoa; Arthropoda; Insecta; Blattodea; Kalotermitidae. The transcript is spliced from 3 exons. The coding region runs from base 232 to 750 and encodes 172 amino acids.
GUGUUGGUCUGGGUAGGUAAUGUUGCUAUUGUUCUUAAGGCGUUGGGAAUCUGUUCCGUACUGACUGAUGGUUGUGAAGUAGAAGUGACGGUGAGCAGAUGUUCCAAAAAAUAUUUUGGAGAAGUAAAUGAACAGGCAGUCUACAUUUGUAAGUGUACAACUGAAGUUAUAUAUAUAUUCGAAGGGACAUCACUUGAAUCAUCAAAAAUCUGAAGAGCCGACACUGCGAGGAUGCUUCAAGAAGUUCUAAGUAAUCACAAACCUGCGACAUGGGACGAGGGGCCUUACAACAAUAAGCUGUACAGAAAAAUCCAAGUAUUUGGCAAUGAACAUAGUAGAGUGAUACAAGAUUUUCAAACUGAACUGAAAACACGAGUUGAAACUGUUUACCGCAUACAAAACCCAUAUAUAUAUGGACGGUAUAAACUGAAAGUUGAGCAGCUUCAGCUCCGGAAUACAGUUUAUGAGGAAACUUGGUAUCAUCCUAUAGCAGAAGAUGACAUGAAAGUGGUCAUGGAGUAUAACUGUGACUAUCGAAGAUAUACACAUCCUACCUGGGCACAAAGUGAAGGGAAAAGACCAAAGUUCUACAAGAGUGCAGAAAGUGCAGAACGAAAUUUCUCUACCAGUAUUAGAAAGGCUCUCGUAGUGGUGAAAGUUGCUAACACCCAUAUCUCCACGUUCACGACAUGCUGCAAAGACUGGGACACAGAAUAUUACCCAGAUUAUAUAGUUGUACUUCGUGAGUGAUGUGCAAACUUAUGGGGCUGCACUUCCUCUACUGCAGCAGUUUUCAAACAGUGGUGCAUACACUUACAUGGCUCCACAUCUUCUGUUUCAGUGGUUCUCAAGCCAGAAUUGGUUUCAAAUGGAAUGCACAUGGUAUGUUCGAACAGCUUCAACAUAAACCAACAUUACUAAAACUCAAGAAUGAGUAGCAGGAGCAUAACAAAGGUUUAAAAUUAUUUAGAGCUUUCUUAUUACCUCCCUUUCUGACGAUAAUUUGAUGCUGUCUGUAGUACUUUAUACCAAAGUCCAGUAAGAUGAAACCAUGAAUUUUAAAUAUGUAUUGAUAACUAAUAUAUGAUUCAUAUGCACAUAUGUUCUCAUACAUAGUGCCUGAGCAUUGGGAUGAGUGUACCUUAUGCAGCCAUAAAUUAUUUUCGGAUUUUCUUUGCUAUAACGCCACGUAGUCUCUUGAUAUAAUGAUCAGCUUUGAUGUGUGGCCACUCAUCACCAGGGUGCCGAUUAUGGGGACCAUGAAUCUGCUAAGUCAAUAUUUUGAGGAGGAUAUCCUGAGGCAUUUCACCACGUCCUGAAGGCCUCACACCUCAGUUUCGCUAGCCAGGCCUACAGACAAACUGGCGGCAUGUCUAUGAGUUUGCCACUGUCUCUGGUCAUCGCCAUAUUCUUCGUGAAGGUUUUCGAGGAGAUGGCACUUGACUGGGCUGCCCAUAGGCCCCCGCUGCUGGUUCAGUAAUGUGGACACUUUUCAUCAUCACCCCGCAUGGACCUGACAGGUUGAAUGGUUUGCUUGACCAUCUGAACAGUGUCCACCACAACAUUCAGUUCACCAUGGAGUUUGGAAAGAGACAGCCACCUCUCUCCCUUGAUGUAAAUAUUUAUAGGAGACCAGAUGACUCUCGGGCCAUAAAGUGUACUGUAAACCUACUUAAAUUCUAGCUCUCAUCACCACCCAUCCAACAAGCAUGCCAUGCUUUCCACAUGGUACACAGCAAGAGCUCUGUGUGGUCAAGACAGCCUUCAUGUGGAAUUACUGUUCCUGGGAGACAUUUUUAGGCACACCGGCUACACCAACUAGCAGAUUGCAGGGCCCUCCCCUACCCCUGAGGGUUGCUUAGCCUGAUGAAAAGCCAGAGUUGGGUCGAUAUUCAACUGCAUCAGCAGGGUGCUGUCUUGGCACUUCAAGAAGUCUGUAUAUCUAGUCUUCUUUGGUCAGUCAAGGACGACCUGGGACUGCAGAUGCCUGGAGUAUACAGCAUCCUUUGUGAGUGUGGUCAGGUCCACAUUGGGGAGACGGGCUGUUAAGUUGACACCAGGUUGAGGAAGUGCCAGUGACAUCCAU